CGUGAAGCUACGAUUUGUAGACUCGUGUAAGUUUUUAAGCGCCAGCCUCGCGAAAUUCGUGUCGUAUCUGGACAAGAACGAACUGCGAAUAACGCAGUCAGCGUUCUCGAGUCUCGACGACGACGAUUUCGAAUUGCUCACGCGCAAGGGUGUGUUCCCGUACGAGUAUGUCGAUAGCGUCGAUCGGUUACACGAGACAGAGUUACCGCCCCGCGAGGCCUUUUACAGUUCGUUGGCUGGCGAGAGCGUCAGCGUUACCGACUACGAGCACGCGGUCACUGUGUGGCAACGUUUCCGCAUCGGUAAUCUCGGCGAGUAUAGUGAUUUAUAUUUGAAAACGGACGUUCUAUUGUUGGCGGAUGUGCUUGAGAAUUUUCGCGACAACUGCAUGCGCAGUUACGAUUUGGAUCCCGCUCAUUAUUACACGUUACCGGGGUACACGUGGGACGCGAUGCUAAAAUACACACGUGUGCGAUUCGAACUGCUGACCGACGUCGAUAUGCUCCUCUUUGUGGAACGCGGUGUACGCGGUGGUUUGAGUCAGUGCUCCCACAGAUACGCGCGAGCUAACAAUAAAUAUCUUGCGUCGCACGAUCCGUUACAAGCGUCGACGUAUCUCAUGUACUACGACGUAAAUAAUCUGUACGGAUGGGCUAUGUGUGAAUCAUUGCCGUACGCGCGGUUUCAAUGGGUCGAUGACGCCAACGCGGAAAGUCUAGACGUAAUGGCUGUGACCGCAGAUUCCGAUAUCGGUUACAUUCUUGAGGUGGACCUUGCGUAUCCGCGCGAACUUCACGACGUCCACGCGGAUCUUCCGUUCUGCCCGUUGCGCGCCCCACCUCCCGGCAAAGUCACCGAGAAGCUUUUAGCGACGCUUCACGAUAAGUCGCGCUACGUCAUACACUAUCGCAAUUUGCAGCAAUGUGUACGUCAUGGGUUGCGUAUACUGAAGAUUCAUCGCGUUUUACGAUUCGCGCAAUCGCCGUGGCUGCGCGGAUACAUCGAACUGAAUACAAUGUUUAGAACCCGUGCGAACAACGAAUUCGAGAGAAAUAUGUACAAGCUUAUGAACAACGCGGUGUACGGGAAGACCAUGAAAAACGUGCGCGAGCACGUUGACGUGCGUCUUGUGACGCGUUGGGAUGGAAGGUAUGGAGCGGAAGCGCUAAUUGCUAGGCCGAAUUUUCACAGUAGAAGCAUUUUCUCCGAGAAUCUGAUGGCCGUCGAGUUACGGAAACUCGAGGUGAUGCUCAACAAACCGAUAUACGUUGGCAUGUCCAUCCUGGAGAUAGCGAAAACGCGAUUGUACGAGUUUCACUACGAAUACAUGGUACCGUUAUAUCGCGGUGUUUGUAACAUAAUGUACACGGACACGGACAGUCUGAUCUAUUUUGUUUUAUGCGACGACAUUUACGAGGAUAUGAAACGCUCCAUCGAAAGAUUCGACACGAGCGACUACGCCGAGAACAACGCGUACGGUAUGCCGCGCGCGAACAAGAGCGUUCCGGGUCUGAUGAAGGAUGAGAAUCGUGGUGCGAUUAUGGUAGAAUUCGUAGGGUUGAGAGCCAAGAUGUAUGCCACGAGGGUGCUCGGACAGAGCGACACGAAAAAGGUGAAGGGUAUAAAGAGAAACGUAGUCGAGAGAACGAUAACGUUCGACGAUUUCACGCGAACGUUGCGCGAUAUGACGGAGCAAUCGAGAUCGCAAUUCUGUGUGCGUUCGCGAUUGCACGAGGUGUAUACCGUGUCCGAAACGAAACUCGCUCUCAGUCCUCACGACGACAAGCGAUACGUCGUGUCCGAAUCGUGCAACACGUUGCCGUGGGGACAUUACAUGGUGCCGCAACAAGAAUAAUACU
This is a messenger RNA of Vollenhovia emeryi, 1859 nucleotides long. RefSeq lists its product as uncharacterized. Gene Ontology annotation, molecular function: DNA-directed DNA polymerase activity; DNA binding; nucleotide binding. Bases 389 to 1855 code for a protein of 488 amino acids. The transcript has a single exon. Lineage: Eukaryota; Metazoa; Arthropoda; Insecta; Hymenoptera; Formicidae. Gene Ontology annotation, biological process: DNA replication. The record is from RefSeq and is a predicted model, not a curated record.